Messenger RNA from Onthophagus taurus, 1452 nucleotides. RefSeq names its product ribosome biogenesis protein NOP53. Gene Ontology annotation, cellular component: nucleolus. NCBI's taxonomy places the organism in Eukaryota, Metazoa, Arthropoda, Insecta, Coleoptera, Scarabaeidae. Gene Ontology annotation, biological process: ribosomal large subunit assembly; rRNA processing. Gene Ontology annotation, molecular function: 5S rRNA binding. The record is from RefSeq and is a predicted model, not a curated record.
ACAUUCAACUAGUUGACGUUGACAGUUCUCCUAACCUAAAAAAUAACGCGUGGAUAAAAAUAACGAGUUUUUUAAUAUUUAUUUAAGUGAAAAUGACUCUUCAAUCGCCUGGAAUUAAAAAGAAACGUAUAUCAAAGAAAAAGAAAUCAUCGUGGCGUAAAACUGAUAUAAAAGAUGUAGAAGAAUUCCUUGAAGACCAACGAUUGGAAGAAAGGUUAGGUCAACCUUUUUCAACAUUAAAAGAUGAAGAAUUCUUCAGUAUUGAUGUUGCACCGCAAGUUGAGAACCUUACAAAACGUGAAAAGCGUAAAAUUAAAGCCGCAGCACCCCCGAAAUGUUAUCCCAUGCUUCAACCGCACACAAAAGUGCCUGAUCCGAUUUCAAAAAGAAACCGGGUAAGGACUAAAGAGGAAAGGAAAUGUCCGAUUUUGAAGAAAAAAGAACAAGAGAUGAAAUUAAAAGGGAUUUUAAAGAAGAAAGAGUUGCAAAGGAUUUCUGAUAGACAACGAAGUCAAGACAAAAAGAAAAUUGAGGAAGAGAAUGAGAAGGAGGUGAGAGAUAUUUGGGAUGAAAAUGAUGGGAAAGAUGAUGAAUGGAUUGAUAAAUUAACUAAACGGCAUACUUUAAGGGGGGUUGGUAAAUUAACUAAAGUUAUUCCUCGAAUGAAAAAUACUUUGAAUGGGGUCUUACCAAAAGUAGAAGCACCUCAUCCUGGUAUGUCUUAUAAUCCAAGUUAUGAAGAUCAUCAAGAUCUAUUAAAAGAAGUCGCUGAUAAAGAAUUAAAAUUUAUUAAAGAACAACAACAUUUAGAUCGCGUUACAAAGGAUAUCUUCAAAAAAGUAAGCGCCACGCAAAAUGAAAAAAAUUGGAUGAAAGAAAUGUCUCAAGGUUUACCAAACCCAAAUAAAUCCGAAAAUAAAUCAUCAACAAAACAACAUAAAUCACCUUAUGAAUCGGUUAAUCCACCAGUUGUUAACAAAAAGAAAACUUUAAAACAACGCCGUAAAAUUAAAGAACAAGCCGAGUUAAAAGAGAACAUUAAAAAAGCUAAAAUUGAAAAAAAAAAGAUUGCCGAUAUUUAUAAAUUAAAAUUUAUUAACUCAAAAAUUGAAAAAGAUGAGAAAUUUAAAGAAAUUAAGCAACGAAAGCGGUUGGUUACCAAAAAUUUAAAACAGAAAGAGACGAAACGUUUGGGGAAAGUUAAAUUUGACGAACCCGACUUGGAUUUUAAUUUGGGACAAGAAAUUGCGGGGAAUUUAAGGAAUAUUAAAAGUGAAGGAAGUUUGUUGAAGGAUCGGUUCCAAAGUAUGCAAAAAAGGAAUAUUCUUGAUGUUACGAAGAGGCAUAUUCACAAAAGAGGAAAGAAAAAGACUUUUGUUAAGAAUAGUUUUAAAAAUUGGGAAACUACAGUUGUUAAAUAAGUUUGAAUUAAAUUAAAUAAAGAUUUAAACU